AUGAAGGCGCUACGCGGCGUGCCUUAUGUUGCUGUGAAUUAUACAACAUCUGCUAAUCAUUUCGACCUAGUGAAAAUGAAAGGUGGUCGAGGCAACGACACUUAUAUCGUCGAAAAAAUCGUCGACAAAAAAGUUGAAAACGGCGUAGAAAAGUUCUUCGUCAAAUGGCUUGGUUGGUCGUCAAAGACCAAUACAUGGGAGCCCCGUGAGCACUUGGCAGAGUGCGAAGAUCUAAUCGAGGAGUUUGAGUCGCGAAAAACACCAAGCAAGCGAGGAUCGAAGGGCUUUGUAAAGAGAAAAUCAUCCAAAGGAGCCGCCACCCCCAAUGGAAACGUGUCUCUGAAUACAUCAGCAUCGACAGCGAAGCCGAAAAACGUCGCCGGUGUCGAAUUAGACGAUAUUGAAAACGAGACGACGAACGGCAGUAAAGGCCCCAAGAAUAAAAAGAGAAAUUCCGAAAAAGUAGGAUUUGCACGAGGUCUGACGCCCCUAGAAAUUGUUGGAGCUGUCGAGAAUAAUGGGACGUAUUGUUUUUUGAUAAAAUGGGAAGGUAGCGACGAAACAGAUAUUGUACCGGCGAUUGACGCUCACAAGUUCUGCCCGCAACUUGUUAUACAGUUUUACGAGAAGAGAAUUAUGUGGAAACCAGUCACAAAAUAA
Molecule: messenger RNA, 660 nt
Organism: Planococcus citri (citrus mealybug)
Lineage: Eukaryota; Metazoa; Arthropoda; Insecta; Hemiptera; Pseudococcidae
Product: chromobox protein homolog 1-like
Exons: 2
Coding region: 1-660 (219 amino acids)
Biological process (GO): chromatin organization; negative regulation of transcription by RNA polymerase II
Cellular component (GO): pericentric heterochromatin; nucleus
Molecular function (GO): chromatin binding
Source: RefSeq, a predicted model, not a curated record